This is a messenger RNA of Entamoeba invadens IP1, 564 nucleotides long. RefSeq lists its product as hypothetical. The record is from RefSeq and is a predicted model, not a curated record. NCBI's taxonomy places the organism in Eukaryota, Evosea, Mastigamoebida, Endamoebidae. The transcript has 2 exons. Bases 1 to 564 code for a protein of 187 amino acids.
AUGCCCAAUGAUGUACUCUGCACAGUUACUGACAUGGAAAAUUGCCAUAGAAAAGACACCAGUACAGACUAUAAACAGAGUUAUAACAUUGAAAUUUCAACCGCCGUGUAUAGUGUGGUUAGACUUGAAAACAAUGCAGAAAAGACAAAGGAUUAUGAUAUUGUUAAUGUGAAACAGGACUGCGUGACAAUUCAAAUAAUGAAAGGAGGCAUUUAUACGUUGAACAUACACAUGAGUGGAGAAAGGGUGAUGUGUAUUGGUGAUGGUGCAGAUAGUAAAAAAUGUAAAAUUGUUGUCAAUACUUAUGUUGAUACAAAUCAAAUCAAUUUACUUUGUAAAAACAUUGUUUUGGCAAAAAAAAUAUUAAUUACAUUUGAAGCAACACAAAUGUAUAUUGAAAUGGUUGAGAAGGGCAUCUUAAGAGUGGAACAAUAUGCAUCUUUUGGAUCACUUUUGCUUGUAAAAAUUCACACAUUUAUGCAUUUGAAUCGUUUGAUACUUCACUCUUACAAUACAUGGGUGGUGAAAUUGUAUUUGAUGCAUCAGACAAUCAGGUUGUUUUGA